Molecule: messenger RNA, 1039 nt
Organism: Salpingoeca rosetta
Lineage: Eukaryota; Choanoflagellata; Craspedida; Salpingoecidae
Exons: 6
Coding region: 211-651 (146 amino acids)
Biological process (GO): peptidyl-L-cysteine S-palmitoylation; protein targeting to membrane
Cellular component (GO): palmitoyltransferase complex
Source: RefSeq, a predicted model, not a curated record
CCACCAUGGAGUCGUUGAUCGAAAACGUGCUGACUCAGCUCAUAGGGCGACAAGCGACACACGGAAAAGUGCAAGAAAGAAGAACGCCAAAAGGCAAGCAAGCAAGCAAGGAAGGAAGGACACACACCCUUCUUCUUCUGCUUCCGCUGCUUCCGCUUUGCGCACACCCACCCCACGCCACAGCGCCACCUUGCUUUGCUCGUCAACAACAUGGCCACGCAGACGUCGAGUGGAGGAGGUGAUGGCAGUGGAGCACAGCAGCCAUCACCGCCGGCGCCCUCGGCGAUCUUUAUCCAGCGUGAUUUCUCAAAGGGCACCACACCCCGCUUCGCUACAACGCUUCCACAACAGCUUGCCUCAAAGAUCUCCGCGGAACAAUUUGCACAUGCCAUCACACAGAUCAACGACGUCUUUGAGGAAGCAGAAGCGCCUUCCCUCAGCCUCUACAUGACGAACGUGCUGUCGUGUUUGACGGGGCAUCUCCUUCAAUUCUGCGUCGAGAAUCCCUACGAGAAGAGGUUUCGGGAAGUGUCGGCAUUAACGGAGCAGCUCAACCAGCAGGUGUUUGGACCGAAAGGCUUGCGCAUGGUGGACCCGUUAAGAAGAGGACUGAGAGCGAUUGAAAUUCAAGUGCUCAACGUUGCAGUGUAGGUGGGGUGGGGCGUACGUUCGUUACUGGAUCACAUUGUCGAUAGAAGAAGGUGUGUAUUUGCUUUGGGAUAGGGGAGGGUGGUGGUGGUUGUGCCAGCAUCAUGGGGGGAAACACAACAGGCAGCGAGAAGACGAAAGGAAAAGAGACGAGCAGUCAACGACGAUCUGGCUUGGAAGAGGAGUGAACGUUUGUGCAUAUGCAUCAAGGGAUGGGGGGGAGGCGUAGAGGUGCUGCUAGAGGGUGAAGCGCAGGGAGUGGUGCAUGCGUACGGCUGCUUGUUUCUUGAGUGGAAGGUCAGCACGCGGUGGGUGCAUGUGAUUGCGUGGGUGCAUGUGCAGGGUGUGUAUUGGUGCUGCCUAUCGAUCAAGUACACAAUCACAAACGCCA